UUCUGUUUGAUUUGGGGGAAGUGCUCAGUAAACCCCGAAGGCUUUAAAAACAACGGGAAUUUACUGUCUGUUUAUGUGGGUCACAGGACUGAGCGAGAGGGCAGAGAUAGAUUUAGUCUUUGCAGCCAGGGAGGGACAAUGUGUUCGCUCUCUUUGCUAUGGCUGUACGUGGCCCUGCCAGGUGUGCUGUGGGCCUCACAUACCACUCUGAUGGUGGAAGGGGACAAUGACGCCUCUAAGAUCUGCAAACCCGCCCCUCACUGGGACAUUAAGGGACAGACUCCCAUGCAAGAGCUGCUGGGAAACGUGGUAGUGGUGGCGCUACUGAAGGCCAGCUGGCAGUUCUGUCUCACUCAGGCCUACAAUAUUGGAGGCCUGCGUGACAAGCUGAGCCGCAGCAACCUGACAGAGGUGUCCUUCAUGAUAGUGAACGAGCGAGAGGCUCGCUCCAGGGCCAUGUAUUGGGAGCUGAAGAGAAGAGCGCCCUCUGGUGUUCCUGUAUACCAGCAGGCACCCUUUCAAAAUGAUGUGUGGGAGGCUCUAGAUGGUGACAAAGAUGACUUCCUGGUCUAUGAUAGGUGUGGUCUCCUCACCUUCCACAUAGUGCUACCUUACAGUUUCCUGCAUUACCCCUAUGUAGAGGCUGCAAUCAGAGCCACUUAUCACAAAAAUAUCUGCAAUUGCUCUGCUAAUUCUACUUUCUCAAGUGGCACAAAAAGCAGCAUGAAGAAUGAGACAGCACCCCUGAACAGCAACAAAACAACUACAUUACCCACAAUUCAGUUGGACGCUGAUGAUCCAGAGGAGGGAGACAGAGCACCUGGAAUACAUCAACACACCCCUGAUCAUCAUCGUCAUCACCAUCAGCACAGUUACCAUCAUGCCAGUCAGCAGACUCAGUCCCACCAUGUACAGGAUACAGGCCAGAAUGAAACUCAGAAUCUUCAUCCUCUCAAUCAUCAUCACUACCAGCCCCAUCCUCAGCAUCAUCACUAGGAUGUUGGUGGUGGUGUCUUUACUUACCUCUUUCAACUUUAGUUGGUUAGAAUAAGAUUAUUUAGUAUUAUAUUAUUACCAAGAAUAUUUUAGAAUAUGCAGGUAAACAGCAGUUCACUGAGCAGUCGAAUCCGUUUUGAACAGUAAUCUGACCGUGGUCUCUCUUCCAAUACUUCCACACCUCAGUCCUCCGUGUGGAUAAAGUAAGCGGGUCUGCCCCAUCCUCUCCCAUUAAUGAAGUCUAUGGUGUAAAACCUGCCUGCAGGAGGCUGUAGACCGAUGUGUGUGGAGAGACGCGGUGGACCAACAGCUACUGUCAUUCACCAGAGGAUGGUGCGAACUGCAGCUGAGCAGACCUCAGUCAGGUUACUGUCCAAACUGGAUUCAGAACUCCUCCCAGGUCAGUUUGUACUUCCAUUAAUCCUUUUUUCCUGCUGGAAAAUGCCUGGAGAUGACAUGCUGUGCUGUGUUCAUAACAGGACUUCAGAGCCAUCUUUUACUGAUACAGAUGUGUUGAAAGAAUUUGGAGAGUGACGCAAAGAUUAAUAUAUUAAUUUAGUCUAAUCAUUCAAUAUUAUAUAUCACAAAAGGAAUGCAGUAUUUUUAAUGUAAAUGUACCUUUUCUACUGGAUUCACUUAUUUUUCAGUUGCGUAUAGAAGAACAAACAAAGUGUGGAUGUAGUUAAUUUUAGUCUAAUAAACUGUAUUACAGGAUUGACCUACACUAUUGCUCAGUUUUGCAUAUUUUCUGUGUUACUUAAUAGGAUUCCCAUGGAUAACCUGAAUGUAAAAUUAACUUUUAGACUGUUAUUUUGGUUUAAAAGGAACAUACAUUUAAUCGUUACAUUUCAUCUCUAAAAGCAUUAAAACUGAGUCUUAAAUCUGUGGCCUGUGUAGUUCAUAUUAAAUAAUUUGGGAAGUAAAGUAUCCUUCUUCCUUUCCUCUUUCCUUUAUAAUAA
Molecule: messenger RNA, 1955 nt
Organism: Xiphias gladius (swordfish)
Lineage: Eukaryota; Metazoa; Chordata; Actinopteri; Istiophoriformes; Xiphiidae
Gene: selenop2
Product: selenoprotein P2
Exons: 5
Coding region: 139-996 (285 amino acids)
Biological process (GO): selenium compound metabolic process
Cellular component (GO): extracellular region
Molecular function (GO): selenium binding
Source: RefSeq, a predicted model, not a curated record